Orcinus orca (killer whale) is the source of this 1640-nucleotide messenger RNA. RefSeq names its product nurim (gene NRM). Lineage: Eukaryota; Metazoa; Chordata; Mammalia; Artiodactyla; Delphinidae. The transcript has 4 exons. The record is from RefSeq and is a predicted model, not a curated record. Gene Ontology annotation, cellular component: nuclear membrane. The coding region runs from base 224 to 1012 and encodes 262 amino acids.
UCCCUUCUGUGACGCGGAGAUCGCAGACCGGGAAAAGGCACUUAAGGAUCAGCCCUGAAGCUCUGUGAGAGAGAGCCGCGCGCGCCGGCCGGAAGCCUGGGCGUCGGUGCGCGGGAGCCCCGCCCUCCUGGGCAGGGUCCCAGGCGGGAGGCGGGGUCGGGGCGGAGCCUGCGGCCGCGGGAAUCCCAAAACCGCCCCUUUCCCCACCCCUCCAUUUCUCGCCAUGGCCCCUGCACUGCUCCUCGUCCCUGCUGCCCUCGCCUCUUUCAUCCUGGCCUUUGGCACUGGAGUGGAGUUCGUGCGCUUUACCUCCCUUCGGCCACUUCUUGGAGGAAUCUCGGAGUCUGGUGGUCCGGAUGCCCGCCAGGGAUGGCUGGCUGCCCUGCAGGACCAAAGCAUUCUUGUCCCCCUGGCUUGGGAUCUGGGGCUCCUGCUACUAUUUGUGGGGCAGCACAGCCUCAUGGCAACUGAGACAGUGAAGUCAUGGAUGUCCCGGUACUUCGGGGUCCUUCAGAGGUCUCUGUACGUGGCAUGCACUGCCCUGGCCUUGCAGCUGGUGAUGCGGUACUGGGAGCCCGUGCCCAGGGGCCCCGUGUUGUGGGAGGCUCGGGCCGAGCCCUGGGCCACUUGGGUGCCCCUCCUCUGCUUUGUGCUCCACGUCAUUUCCUGGCUCCUCAUCUUCAGCAUCCUUCUCGUCUUUGACUACGCAGAGCUCAUGGGCCUCAAACAGGUGUACUACCAUGUGCUGGGGCUGGGCGAGCCUCUGGCCCUGAAGUCUCCCCGGGCUCUGAGACUCUUCUCCCACCUGCGCCACCCAGUGUGUGUGGAGCUGCUGACUGUGCUAUGGGUGGUGCCCACCCUGGGCACUGACCGCCUCCUCCUUGCUCUCCUCCUUACCCUCUACCUGGGCCUGGCUCACGGACUGGACCAGCAAGAUCUCCGCUACCUCCGGGCCCAGCUGCAAAGAAAACUCCACCUGCUCUCCCGGCCCCAGGACGGGGAGGCCGAGUGAGGGGCUAACCCUCGUUCCAAGCCCUGUACUUCCUUUUCCCCUCCAAUUCCAAAUCCCCUUAACAUCCAGGCCUGGGCUGCUUCAGACCAGAGGCCCAAAUCCAUGGACUGAAGGAGCUGUCCCUUCCCUUGCUUGAGCCUCCGCUCCUUGGGUCCAGCUCCAUAUCUUAAAUUCUGAGUUUCAGCCAUUGGACUCCAAGGGCCGCUUCUCACCAGCCAGGAAGAGGGAGUGGGGAACUUAUCUGUCUCCUCAGAGUUUAGGGCUUGACCCUCCAUUAACAACCUCCUCACAAGGAGAAGGGUCUGGCCUGACCACUCCCCUGGUCCUAUUUCUGGCCUCUGCGCCUCAAGGAUCCUCUUCUCCACGUCUAGCUCCCCUCCUAGGAGCUGGACCAAGGUCCGCAAGUUUGACGAUAGUGGCUGCCCCAUCAGGCUCCACACCUUGCAGCUGCAGCCCAGCCCCACUGUCUGGCCUUUCCAGCUCCCUAGGCCCUGCCCCUGGCCUCCAGACUCAUGAACCCAGUUGAGCAGAUAUUUCUGCUCUUAAUUCGGGUGACUAAGGGCUCCCUGCUCUCCCGAGUAACUCGCGCUACAGGAAAAUAAAAUUCAGCCUGGUUUUUCUACGUGUA